Argentina anserina (silverweed cinquefoil) is the source of this 1726-nucleotide messenger RNA. RefSeq names its product RNA polymerase II C-terminal domain phosphatase-like 4. NCBI's taxonomy places the organism in Eukaryota, Viridiplantae, Streptophyta, Magnoliopsida, Rosales, Rosaceae. Gene Ontology annotation, molecular function: RNA polymerase II CTD heptapeptide repeat phosphatase activity. The record is from RefSeq and is a predicted model, not a curated record. The coding region runs from base 119 to 1483 and encodes 454 amino acids. Gene Ontology annotation, cellular component: nucleus. The transcript has 9 exons.
CAAAAGCUUCAAAAUUUGACGAGCUCCUCAGUCACUCUCUCCCUCUCUAUCAUUAAACGACGUCGUCUUGCUCUGCGCGCUGGGUUUCACGUAUUUGAUUUUGCCUGAACGAUUUCCGAUGAGUCUUGCGGAGUCUCCGGUACACUCUUCCAGCAGUGAUGGAUUUGCUGACUUGCUUGAGAGAGAACUUGAGUCUGGCUCUUCGGAGUCGUCGCCGGAUGAGGAAGAUAAAGCUGCAGCAGCUGAUGAUGGCAGUGAUGUUGAAAUUGAGAGCAGGAUAAAGAGGCAGAAGGUAGAGACUGUAGAAAUCUUAGAGGAAGCUAAUGCGUCGACUUCAGGAGGACUACUGGAAGAAAAUUCAGAUCUGUCUGCAAUGGAGGAUUUGUGUGCACAUCCUGGGUCAUUUGGAGAUAUGUGCUUUCUUUGUGGCCAGAGGUUGGUUGAACAGUCUGGUGUGACAUUUGGGUACAUACACAAGGGAUUAAGACUUCAUAAUGAUGAAAUCGACCGGUUACGGAACACAGACAUCAAGAAGUCGCUAAAUAAUAAGAAACUAUAUUUGGUACUUGAUCUUGACCAUACCCUGCUGAAUUCUACCCAACAGAAUCAUAUGACAGCAGAGGAAGAAUAUUUGAUGAGCCCACCAGAUUCUCUUCCAGAUGCUUUGAAAGACAGCCUCUUUAGACUGGACUUUAUGCGUAUGAUGACCAAGUUAAGGCCCUUCAUUAGGACAUUUUUGAAGGAAGCCAGUGAAAUAUUUGAAAUGUAUGUAUAUACAAUGGGUGACCGAGCCUAUGCACUGGAAAUGGCCAAGUUGCUUGAUCCCAAAAAGGAGUACUUUGGAGAUAGAGUGAUAUCACGGGAUGACGGCACCCAAAAGCAUCAAAAGGGUCUGGAUAUAGUGCUUGGGCAAGAAAGUGCUGUUUUAAUACUGGAUGAUACUGAAAAUGCAUGGAUAAAACACAAGGACAAUUUAAUCUUGAUGGAAAGAUAUCAUUUCUUUAGAUCUAGUUGUGCCCAAUUCGGGUACACUUGUGAGUCUCUAUCAGAGUUGAAGAGUGAUGAGAGUGAACCUGACGGAGCCCUUGCAAAUGUUCUUGACCUUCUUAAGCGAAUCCACAAGAUAUUCUUUUAUGAUUUGGGAGGCAAUCUUAUUGAUAGAGAUGUGAGACAGGUUCUGAGAACUGUUAGGAAGGAAGUUUUGAAGGGGUGCAAAGUUGUGUUCAGUCGUAUUAUUCCUUCAAAAUUUCAGGCUGAUAGUCAUCAUCUGUGGAAGAUGGCAGAGCAGCUGGGAGCCAUUUGUUGUACAGAAGUGGAUUCAUCAGUGACCCAUGUAGUUGCAUUAGAUGCUGGAACGGAAAAGUCUCGCUGGGCAGUGAAACAGAAGAAGUAUUUGGUCCAUCCUCGGUGGCUUGAAGCUGCAAAUUAUAUGUGGCGGAAGCAACCUGAAGAGAAGUUUCCAGUCACUGAAGCGAAAAUGUAAACCCCAACACAGUGAUUUUUUUUUUAUUGAGAUAACUAAAACCAGCCCUUGUUGUGGAGGAUAACUUGGGAAAGUUGUAGAAAUUUUUUUGGUAGAACUUUUAUGACUAAUGUGAAUUUUGAUGCUGAUUCGACUAGAGCAGGCUUUACUCUUGAAUUUGUAUAUGGAUACAGCCUGAUUUGUCAGAUAACAAGAACGGAAGAUGUGUUAAGGCUGUAGGAGGAUGUGUCACUAGUUUCGGCA